AUGAAAUUCAUCAGCACGCGCGGCAGUCAAAGACGGUACAGCUUCGAGGAGGCAGCUCUCGCUGGCCUUGCCGAAGAUGGAGGUCUUCUUAUGUCUGAAUAUAUCCCAGCAGUUGGCGUGAACUUGCAAAACAGGUGGAGAGCCCUGCCAUUCCCCACAUUGUGCGCUGAAUUUCUUUCCCUCUUCAUCGAACCAGCAGGAGAGCUUUUGGCGUUUCUUCUUCAAAGGCGGACACAGCAAACACCAACUGGUUUGGUUGUCCUAGGAGCGACAAGCGGUGACACAGGAAGUGCAGCGAUUGCUGCGUUGAAAAGAAAAUCGCCGUUGCUUCAUGUAGUAAUAUUGUUCCCCAAAGACCGCACAUCCGAAGUUCAGAGGCUGCAGAUGGUAACCACACUCGACUCGCAUGUGCACUGCCUGGAAGUCAACGGUACAUUCGACGAUUGCCAGCGGAUGGUCAAAGGCGUGCUGGCCGACAAGUCCCUUCAACACAAGCUUUAUGGGGCUACCAAAGAAAGUGGAUUUGAGUAUAAUGAAGGCGAAUCUUCACUGAGAAGGAAGGAGGGAGUUUCACAAGCCACGAGGAAGGAAGAAGAAGCAUCAGUCAAACCCUCGGUCCAACGACGGUGGAAACUUUGUGUAGUGAAUAGCAUCAACUGCAUUCGCAUUCUUCUACAAGCGGCUUAUUGGUGGUUUUCUGUGCUACGGCUGGAGCAAAAACUCACUGCUGCACCGGACGAUGGUCGUACAGUGCAGGCUACCGGAUUUCCGCCGAAAUGGCGCUGCAACAUUGUAGUGCCGACAGGAAAUUUUGGCAACAUAUUUUCUGCAUUCCUAGCGAAACAAAUGGGCGCCCCAAUUGGCAAACUUUUGCUGGCCACAAAUAGCAACGAUAGUCUGGCGUGCGCUCAUGAAUGCGGAGUGUACGACCAGCGAAAAGGAGUCCGUGUCACGUCUAGUCCUGCAAUGGACAUCAGUGCUGCCAGCAACUUCGAGCGACUCCUUUUCAGCCAUUGCAGCACCCCUGAGAAUCAGGACUUGUCGGGGACUGGCCCCUCGGAUUAUUUUUGCAAAGUUGGACCCCACGCCGAAACUGUACGAGCCGUAAUGGAACGCCUCGAUAUACAAGGCUACGUGAACCUAAGUGAGGGGUUCCUUGAAUAUUACAGACGCAACUUUAUAACGGAGAGCGUGGACGAUGCGGAAAUGAAAGAUGGUAUCGCAAGAAUGAAUCGGGUUUACGGAGAAGUCAUUGAUCCUCACACAGCGAUCGGCUACGCAGCAUACAUUAAACAUAAAUCGAGACAACGCUCGCUACAAGAGGACGUGCCUGGAAGUUCAGAGAGGGAGCGCGAUCAAAAAGCAUCUUACCUUGGAAGAAGCAAUCCCUGGUUGCUGGCGUCCACUGCUCAUUUCGGAAAAUUUCCGGAGACAGUUUUGCAAAUUGUUGGACCGGAAAAAUACGCCCGCAUUCCAGUGCAGCUGCGGAAGCUUAAACACAUGCCUCAACGGUCUGUUACUAUCGAUCCCUCCACCGAGAGCUUGCGACGGUUCAUCACCAAACACUUCUUAGGAUGUGCGAUCACCCCUGAUGAGGAAGCAGCCGUCUAG
Messenger RNA from Besnoitia besnoiti, 1611 nucleotides. RefSeq names its product threonine synthase. The transcript is spliced from 11 exons. Lineage: Eukaryota; Apicomplexa; Conoidasida; Eucoccidiorida; Sarcocystidae. Gene Ontology annotation, molecular function: pyridoxal phosphate binding. The record is from RefSeq and is a predicted model, not a curated record. The coding region runs from base 1 to 1611 and encodes 536 amino acids. Gene Ontology annotation, biological process: dephosphorylation; 2-oxobutyrate biosynthetic process.